This is a messenger RNA of Triticum turgidum subsp. durum (durum wheat), 891 nucleotides long. The record is from the annotation of a GenBank genome assembly. NCBI's taxonomy places the organism in Eukaryota, Viridiplantae, Streptophyta, Magnoliopsida, Poales, Poaceae.
AUGCUCCCUUUCCUCUGCCUCCUCGCCGCCUCCGCCGCCGCGCUGCGGCACCACCACGCGGCCGCCGACGUGCCCCCGUCCAACAAGCUCAUCUUCAUCCUCGCCGGCCAGUCCAACAUGGCCGGCCGCGGCGGGGUGACCGGCACGCACUGGGACGGCGUGGUGCCGCCGGACUGCGCGCCCUCGGCCUCCGUCCUCCGCCUCUCCCCCUCGCUGCGCUGGGAGCAGGCCAGGGAGCCGCUGCACCAGGGCAUCGACGGCAACCGCACCUGCGGGGUCGGCCCCGGGAUGUCCUUCGCCAACGCCGUGCUCCGCUCCGGCGGCGCGCGCGGCGCCGCCGUCGCCCUCGUGCCCUGCGCCGUCGGCGGCACGCGGAUGGCCGAGUGGGGGAAAGGGUCGGAGCUGUACGCGGACAUGGUGCGGCGCGCCCGGGUCGCCGUGGAGACCGGGGGGCGGAUCGGGGCCGUGCUGUGGUACCAGGGCGAGAGCGACACCGUGCGCUGGGCCGACGCCAGCGAGUACGCGCGCCGGAUGGGCGCCCUCGUCCGCGACCUCCGCCAGGACCUCGCCAUGCCCCACCUCCUGCUCAUCCAGGUUGGGCUGGCAUCAGGGCUUGGGCAGUACACCGAAGUCGUAAGGGAAGCUCAGAAGGGCUUAAAACUUCGGAACGUGAGGUUUGUCGACGCGAUGGGGUUGCCGUUCCAAGACGGCCAUCUGCAUCUGAACACCCAGGCUCAGGUCCAGCUGGGACAUAUGCUGGCUCAGUCCUAUUUAACUUAUGGGCAUGCACAUCCUCUUCGAACACCCACACCAUGGUGGCUGCAACUUACUACCUUGGCUUGUUGCUUCAUUGUUCUUUGGAGGGAGCCAUACACAUCUGUGCUUAUAUAA